Messenger RNA from Chelmon rostratus (copperband butterflyfish), 1336 nucleotides. RefSeq lists its product as uncharacterized. Gene Ontology annotation, biological process: positive regulation of canonical NF-kappaB signal transduction; regulation of Rho protein signal transduction; adrenergic receptor signaling pathway. NCBI's taxonomy places the organism in Eukaryota, Metazoa, Chordata, Actinopteri, Chaetodontiformes, Chaetodontidae. The coding region runs from base 188 to 1336 and encodes 382 amino acids. The record is from RefSeq and is a predicted model, not a curated record. Gene Ontology annotation, cellular component: membrane; actin cytoskeleton. The transcript has 8 exons. Gene Ontology annotation, molecular function: MAP kinase scaffold activity.
UGAACGUGAAAGAAAAUGGUGUUGUUUAAUGGUUUCACCCGCGUUUAUCAUUUUGCGAAAGGGCACAGAUGCUUUAAAGAGUCCCGGAAAGAUAUUCAAGCGUAUUUGGCGUAAAAACAGACGAGACGGGAGUGCAGGGGAGUGAUCUGACUGCCUGAAGUCAACACUGCAACAAGAGUCCAGCGCCAUGAAACUGAAUCCCCAACAAGCUCCACUUUACGGAGAGUGUGUGUUGACCGUUCAGCUCGACGAUGGUGACGUGUGUCGUUCUGAGGGAGAAGAAGAGGAAGAGGAGGAAGUGGAGUUUUAUCUGUUAUUCUCAGGAUCCACCCAAAGACAUCUGACGAGCACAUUACGAGUCAGCCACGUCACACUGCAGGCUGUGUGUCCAGCCCAUAAUGUGUGUGAGCAGGUCUUGGUGACAUUAUGUUUGGCUCGGCCCGGUGGACCAGUGGACACACACUCCCAGGAGACCUUCUGCUUUGUGCAGGACUUGGCUCUGGACAUGGCCCACUUCCUCCUGGUGAACGCAGCUCCGCAGGAAGCAUUACUACUGGAUGAUGAGCAGAUUCCUUUGAAAGAGUGUGAGAGGUUGGAUCAGAGCCUCGCCCUGGCCCUGAAGCACCUCACCCUGCACCACCGGAGGACGCCACCAGAGACACCCUCACGCACACACACGCAGACAGAUGUGGACACACAGAUGGCUAAUACACACAGUAACUCAGAGACACACAAGGAAGCCCAGAUGGACGUCUCCACAGUGCUGGACAGCUGCAGUGCUGUGUCUCAGUGCCAGAAGCUCUCCAGCCUCCUGCACUUGGCAGCCAGUCACGGUCUGAGAACAGUGGCAUCGUUCCUCCUGCAGCAGCCGGGAGGCAGGGAGGCACUGAGGAGGCCCAGCACCCAGGGACUAACUGCAGCAUGUCUGGCAGAGAGCAGAGGACAUCAACAGCUGGUGGAGCUCUUCACACACACCACAAUCUCCACCUUGACUCUCGACACCGGAGCCCCUCAGGUUUGCAUGCUCAGCUCUGUCAUGUACUCCCUGCUCACACUCAACUCUGUGGUCACCCACAAUUUCGACACAAUCAUGAAGUUUUCUGACAGCAUUGCUGUCAUAAGUCCGAUCACCUGUGACGAUGAGACGGCCGACGGAGAGGAGGUCAAAGCCUCGACUUCUUGGUGCCAGGACAACAACCUCCAUCUCAAUAUCAACAAACUGAAGGAGCUGAUUGUGGACUACAGGGAGCGACAUGGAGAAGGACACACACCUAUCACCAUCAGUCGAACUACUGGGGAGAGCGUCAGCAGCUUCUGCCUCCUCAGCAUCAUAUAG